AUGAAUAGGUUUAGAACGAUCACGAAUCUCACGUUCCGACCGCAAACGAAAACAGGAGCUUCGGAAGUGUUUGAGCGACCAGAUUCCAUCACGGGUGAGAUCUCGUCUACGGUCUCAUCGAUACCGCGGAAAACCCCUCUUCCCUUGCAGCAGAUGGUGCAUCGGAAGCUGCUCAAUGCUAUGCCGGAUGAGGUUGAUCGGUCCGUAGGCUCCUCGACUCUUGUCGAGAACGACGUCAUGCGAGAUACGGAUUCGUACAUCAGGGACGCAGAGAUUCGUUUGAAUUUGUUCAUGAAUGACGUCGUCAAGGAUGAAACUACAGUCUGA
Molecule: messenger RNA, 327 nt
Organism: Haemonchus placei
Lineage: Eukaryota; Metazoa; Nematoda; Chromadorea; Rhabditida; Trichostrongylidae
Source: the annotation of a GenBank genome assembly